GGUCCCGGUCUGCUCUUUCGAUCAGGACCUUUCCCAAUCUUCAAGUCCGGACACUUUCACCCCCUUCCAGUCCGGACACUUUCACCCCCUUCCAGUCCGGACACUUUCACCCCCUUCCAGUCCGGACACUUUCACCCCCUUCCAGUCCGGACACUUUCCCCCCCUUCCAGUCCGGACACUUUCACCCCCUUCCAGUCCGGACACUUUCCCCCUCUUCCAGUCCGGACACUUUCCCCCCUUCCAGUCCGGACACUUUCCCCCCUUCCAGUCCGGACACUUUCACCC
Molecule: messenger RNA, 285 nt
Organism: Staurois parvus
Lineage: Eukaryota; Metazoa; Chordata; Amphibia; Anura; Ranidae
Source: the annotation of a GenBank genome assembly